CGUGUUCCCAUCGUCGACGACAAGUGCUUGACGAAUUACCGACCAAUGAUGUGUUUGGCAUUAACAUUCCGCAGUGCGAAGGCGAUGGAAAGUUCUAUCGUGCAGAGCAGUGUCGUGUGGGCACCGAGCAGUGCUGGUGCGUAA
Anisakis simplex (herring worm) is the source of this 144-nucleotide messenger RNA. NCBI's taxonomy places the organism in Eukaryota, Metazoa, Nematoda, Chromadorea, Rhabditida, Anisakidae. The record is from the annotation of a GenBank genome assembly.